AUGAGAAUUGUAAUUGUUUUAACUACCUUAUUUUUCAUUCAAAUUUAUUUCCAGGAGAAAGAUUUAAAUUUUUUUAAGGAGAGCUUUAUUCAGUUGAAGUUACUUUCUAACACUAAAAAUAAUGAUUCUGAAACAAAAAGUGUAAAUACUUCUGAAGAACUUUUGGGAGCAGUUGGAGGAUAUUGCCAAGAUUGCGAGAGAGAAGGUAAUAAUGGGGUGUGUACUCAUUCUUGUGAUGGCAAGCAAAAUUGUAUGGGAUCUACUUCAAAUUUAAGCAAUAUUCCAGAAGAAGACCUAUCUGGCUCAGAUCCAAGCAAUCAAGAUAAUAUUUCUUUGAAAUCUCAAUAUGAAGAUUUUAAAACAAAAGAAUCUUUUCCAAAUUUACAGUUGGAUGAUUAUAUUCAGAAAACGGCAAUGAUUGAUAUUGAUGGUUUUGGAACUGAACUAGAAACGGUUGUGAGAGAUUUAGUGCUAGUAAAUAAUGCUAUUAAAAACAAUUUUGUCUAUGAAGAAAAUGUAAUAUUACUUUUUGAUCUAUGUAAUAAGCUUAAAGAAGCUAUAGAACUUCUUUCUUACAAUACUAAAAUAAUAUCUACAAAUUACAGAAGGAAUAAAAAAAUGUUAUCCGAUAUGAUUUUAAAAGAUCCGAAAUUUGGAAAGUGUGUUAGGGCUUUUAAUAUUCGGAGUGAAAAUAAGAGUCUUAUUAUACAAGCUAGCAAAAUUAAAAUCAGACUUAAAAAUCUCAAGCUUAUAUUUUCUAAGUACUGUAUGCCUGAAAGAGAAAGAAUUUUAUUUUUAAUGAAACAGACUAUUGUUGGAAAAUUUAAGAGCACUCAACAAUAUAGAAAUAAUAUUAGGAAUAUCUACAACACCUCAUAUUUGGAAUACCUAAAAGGAAAUUGUUAUUCUCCACUCAAACAUAUCGAAGGCAAAUGCACAAAAAAGAAACCAUGUAAUCAAUGUAAUCAAUUGAAGCCUAUAUUUGAAUCGGGAGAAUUCGAAAGGGAACUCAAAAAAGUUAACAAAAUUGAAAGAGAAUUUCAUAAGAUUUCCAGGGGAAUGAGUACAGAUUAUCGAUCACAAUUGAAUGAGUAUCUUGAUUUUGAAAAGAAACUUAAGGAAUUUGAAUCUAGUGAGGUUUCGGAUAUAAAUACAGAAGUUGAAUCGGGUAGUAAGAAUUCAGAAAUUGGAAAAUUAAAAUCGCCAGAGAAGCGCAAAAAAAAUAAAAGGCCAUUAAUUUCGAUUACUAAUCUUAAUCGUAUGAUUCAUGAGAAUAUCACUUCUAAUAUUCGCAAAAAAUCAAUUACUCAAAAAUAUAACUUUAAACCUAAAAAUGAAAAAAAAUGGAAUGUUGGAAAUAUUUUUGAUAAAGUUAGAACUGAAAAGAAAGAAAACAAAAGUAGAGAAAAUAAGAAAGGCUUAAUAAGCUCUCCAAUAACUACAUUAGUCCCACAAGUUAAUUCUCCGGAAAUUAAUACAAAUCAAGAUACCAGUAACAAUAUUGAAAAUCCUACUGGCAAUCAUGCUUCCGAACCUGAAAAAGAAAAUGAUAGCGGCCCUCUCUACCAAAAUAUCUCACCCAACGCUGAUUCAACCACCAAAGUUAUUUAUGAAUCAAUCCCUCAUGAAACUAACGAAAAGUCUCAAAAUACCCGGUUUAAGGCUCUAGAUCCGGUAACUGCUCAAUUAUAUACUAUAUUAAUGAAACGAAAAGAAAGAAAAAAUAAAACUGGUAGUUUGGAUAAUAUUGAAGUACACUCUACUCGAAGUAGUAUAAAUGGUGACUUUUCAGAUUCUGAAUUCGACACUAACUCCAGUUUUGAGUCAUUCAAUGGUGAUCAUUUCGAAGAACUAAACGGAUUAUCUAAUGAACCUCAUGCCUGGUUCGGCAGUGACUCUAAUUCAGACAAUGAAACUAAAGGCGCAGAUCAUCAACCUACUUCGAAAGAAUCUUUAAAUCUAAAUGAAGAAUUUGGAUCAAAUGAUAGUGAUCAAACACAUAAAGAAGAGUUUUACCGUGAAAAUAGUAUAUAUGAGCAUUCAAAAUCUAUUAUAAAAAAGGAAAGGUCAGAUUUUGAGAAAGAAACUGGCCAGGAAGUUACAAUUUUUGAAAUUGAAGAGGCUAAAAAUAGAGAAGAUUUAACUAAGAGAGCCCAAAUUAAAUUACCCUCAAAUCCUCAGGUAAAUCAAUCAAGAGUUACCAAAAGUCCCUUCAAAAAUGUUCGAUCUUUUUUCACUAAACAUCUGAACAAGAAAAAGAUUAAAAGUACUGAAAAGAACAUUUUCGGAACUAAAAAGUCGGGAGAUAAAACAAAUUUGGCUAUUCAAAGACUUUCCCCUUCUCCCUCUUCCCAAACAUCUUCGUUCUCUCCGCCACCACCACCUUCAUUCUCUCCGCCACCACCACCUUCGUUCUCUCCGCCACCACCACCUCCAUUUCAUCCACGCCUUACCAAUAGAUUUAUAGGUAGACCAAAUUCAAUAUAUGGACUUGAACAGAGUGUUGUGUCCCAGCAAUCUUCAGAUACUUCGAAUCAUCAAGAAGAUAUUUUACAAUCAACAAAGCCAGGUAAAAGAGGUCCUUUAACAAAAAAACAACUUCAAUCUUUAUUGAAUCAGCACUACUCUCAAAAUAUAAACAAACAGGGUGAACACACAAAAAAAACUCGGGAUAAUGAAGACCUAAAUGAAAAAGAUGCUAUAAAUCGAAGAACUCCUUCUUCACCAUCACCACCACCAAAACCUUCGUUCUCUCCGCCGCCACCACCUUCAUUUCCUUCACCCACUACCAGUAGAGUUAUAAGUAGACCAAGUUCAAUAUAUUUGUUUGAACAUAGUGCUGUGUCCCGGCAACCUUCAGACACUUCGAGCCAUCAAGAAGAUAUUUUACACUCAACAAAGCCAGGUAAAAGAGGUCCUUUAACAAAAAAACAACUUCAAUCUUUAUUGAAUGAAUACCAAUCUCAAAAUAUGAAUAAAAGGAGUUCUGUUGGCAAUCAUUCUGCUCGGUCAAAAACACGAAGUCAUAGAAAAAGUGGUCUUAAAAGGAAAAUAUCCAGUAAAAAAAAUUAUUCAGAAACAAAAAUGACAUCUUUUAAUAAACCUCUAUACAGUAAGAUUGUGAAAUCAAAAUUGCGAAGUAAUGGUAGAAAUUCUAAAAAUUUUCCAUUAACUAGAGAUUCAAUAUUAAACUCUGAUUCAAUUGAAUCUAAAGAAAUCCAUAAAACUGAUCAAAUGGAAGAUCGAAUAUAUUGCAGUAUACGAUCUUUUACUUCUUCCACUAAAAGACCUAGUAAGCAAAGAAAUUCAAGUAGAAGAUGUAGCCCAAAAGAUGAUACAAGCAAACCAUUAAAUAAUAAAACAGCCAUGAAAACUAGAACUUCAACUAGGAAACACCUAGAUCAAUCUAAAACAAGAUCCAGAAGCCCUAGUCUUGAUCACAAUGGUUUUAAAGAAGGAAAUGAUAUUGAAAACGUUAUGAAAUUAGUGGGUAAAACCAGAAGAUCUAGUAAAAAAAAUAUAUCAAAAAAAAGAAAAUUGCUUCGAAAAACUUUCUUUACUAAAUUUAAACUUAAUACUAAAAUAAAGAGCGUUCGGAGGCAAAAAACAAAUGUUUUUAAAGUUAAUAAAAGUAAAAAAAGAAAGAGAAGUAGGUCAGGGGAGAAUAAUAAAGCUAGAUCUAGAAGUAACUCAAAUACCAGUAAGAACAAUGAAGAGAAUGAGAAUGAAAAUGAAGAAACAUUAUUCAAACCCAUACUAAGUGAUUCAGAAGACAGAUUGAUUUAA
Messenger RNA from Cryptosporidium ubiquitum, 3786 nucleotides. RefSeq lists its product as uncharacterized. Lineage: Eukaryota; Apicomplexa; Conoidasida; Eucoccidiorida; Cryptosporidiidae. The coding region runs from base 1 to 3786 and encodes 1261 amino acids. The transcript has a single exon. The record is from RefSeq and is a predicted model, not a curated record.